UUUGUUGUGUUGAAGUCGUCGAUCUACUGGUACAACUGCGGAUCGUACCUUUGCUAGGCACCAUACCUUUGCUGCCUUUGCUGCCUUGGCGCACUGUCUGGGCGCUGAAAGCAGUUUAGAGGUCAUGUUUAGCAGUUUGUCGUGACAGUGUUAGUGCAUGCUGGAGGGGAAGACAGGUUUUAUCAUGCCAACGAAGGCGGACCUCCAUGCCAUGGAUUCGGGUUCCUGUGAAACGCGGAGCUGUUCGAGCUGGACGGACGACCUGCCGGCCUGCCAACUGUCGGCCGUCGGAUUUUGCGCGGGCCAGACGGCUGCCACCGACACGCCCAAGAACUCCGAGCAGACGUGUCAGGACUGUUGGUUCCGCUUCAGGCCCGAGCCGGACACGUGGGUGUACGGCCUGCUGAGUGCCCUGGGGGGCAUGAUGACGGCCGACUUUGCCCGCGAGCGCCUGCCGGCAGAACUCCUGCUCGGCCAGCUGGAGGCGGCUCCGGGCGACGUCCAAGUGCGCGACGUCCUGCGUCAAGGAUUCCUCCUUGUGGACCGUGCCUUUCUGCAGUCCAUUGACACGUUGCUUCUGAACAGGGCAACGCUGCAGCUGCAGUUGCAGAAUGUCUCUGCCUAUGAGCUGCUCACACGCCAGCCGAUGCUGGCUGACGAACUGUCCCGGGUGAAUCGGCAGAUCUCAGCCGCGUGUUCAGCCAGCCUGGCUGUCCUACGUCGGGGGCUCCUCUUCGUGGCGCAUGUCGGACUUGGCAGGGUCUUGCUGGUGCGCAAAGAUGGCAGCGCCCUGUCGGUGGAGCAACUCAGCGUGGAGCACAGCGUUUCCAAUGAGGACGAGCUGCUGCGGCUGGUGCAGCUGGGAUUGGAUCCCGAGGCCCUGAGGGCCCAGCCCCCUCCCUUGACCCGCUGCUUGGGGGGAUAUCUGCUCAAGGCAGGGCACAAGGAAAGCCCCCUCCUCAGGGAGGCUAAGGAGGAACCCGUGCUGGCCGAGCCGGAGAUUUGCGGAGGCAUUCGAGUCGACGAGAGCUGCCUCUACCUCCUGCUGCUGUCAGAGGGACUCUGUCAGGCGCUCAAGGACGCAGGCAUGCAAGACCCCAACCAGGAAAUUGCCCAGAUGGUGGAUCAAGAGGUGACGACGCAGAGCAGUCUGGCCCGCGCUGCUCAGACGGUGGUGAAUAGGGUGGCGCUCCUGCAAGCUACCUCGGGUGGACAGAGGUGCCAGGGUGGCCUCACGCUCCUGGUGCGACCACUACAGCAGCAACCAGAACGAAGGGAACCGGCACCGGCGGUCGACGAUCCGUCGGGCAUCAAUGUGGACACCCCGGAAUCCACGCUGAGCUCUUACGAGAGCGCCGGUCCAAGAAAGGCCCUGUUCCGACGGGGACAGAAGGCCCCGCCUCCGCUGGACGACGAGGGACGCCUGGAGCCCUACGUGGACUUCGGACCAUUCUUCACCCUCGCACAGGAGGCGGUCAGGCAGGGGACGUGGCCGUCCUACCUGGAGCUCUGAGAUGCGCCGAUCGAGCCGGAUACACUGUGGCUACGGGGAAGCGGCUACAACUCCUUUGCUUGGGUGCCGAUCUGGAUAGGCUAAGGCUGUGGCUAAGAGAAAGUGGCUACAACUCCUUUGCUUCGGUGUCCAGCUGGAUAGGCUACAACUGUGGCUAAGAGAAAGUGGCUACAACUACUUUGUUUGGCUGCCAAGCCGGAUACCCUGUGGCUGUGGCAACGGGCAAGCGGCUACAGCCCCUUUGCUUGGGCGAUGAGUGGGACACGAUGUGGUCGUGGCUACAAGUCCUUUGCUUGGGAGCGGCAGGACGCCAGCGGCUACAAUCAACAACACUCCCAACGACCGUGAAUGUUGGUUGACCAAGAUUCAAGGAUUGGCAUUCGAUGUAGUGACUACAAAGGUGCAGUGGCUAUAAGCAAUCCCAAGUGCAGAGGCCCCUGGAACCUGCCUAAUCUUUUUGCUCUCAGAGUUGUGGUGAUAGAGGAGAGGAGAGAGUCGAGUAUGCUAUGAGUACGGCUGUGGCUGCGGGGAAGCGACUACGGCUUUUUCUGCUUGGGUGCGGCCGGACAACGGCGUCUACUGCAGACAACGUUCCCGACAGCAGCAGAUGCUGGUCGACCAGAGAUCCAAGGACCAGCAUUUUAAGCUGCCAUGGCAAAUGGCAAUCUUAAGCGUAGUGGCCUUUGAGAACCGGCUAAGGGUCUGUUAAUCGAUGCAACGUCCAUGGCUACAGUGACCAACAUCUCGGGUAGCGGUGGCCAUGCGUGCACCAAAUGUCGAGGUUCAGUGUAUCCAAUCGAACAGCUGUGAGCACUAGUUAUCGAUCCUAACGGCUUCGAGUGCCGCACGUCAUUGGUGGCUAGGGUGUACAAUGUUUUUGGUGCUAGUGAUCAAGAGAAGAGCAUUCUAAAAAUCAGCUUGCAGUUACAAUGGCUACAAAGGAACCACUAUAGGGGCAAUGUGCACCGAAGAACAAGCUGAACUUGAACUUGGGCAUGGCACAACGGCCGCAGUCAGCAUCAACGGCUACGGGAGCUCGACACUACUGGCUACGUCGAGCAGCGCUCGCUCCCGAUGCCAGGGACGGGUGAAGUGACUGGUUGUGCAGGGAGCUACGGGGACUUGUCUAAACCGUUCCUAGCCAUCUGGCCCUUGGUGCUUUGUUAUGGUGGGAGUUGCAAGCAUGCCAGUAAAGGCCCGUUCACACUCUUGCGACCGAGUACGACUGAGAGAGACGAGAUCUCUUACAACUUCUUAAAUGUUUUUAGAAUGAGGGAACAUACUGACAUUGUGGCGCCAUCUAUGCGGUGACCCUGGAACUGCAUUUCACAAGAGCGAAGGUUUUGCAGGAUUUUCGAGGUCAAAUGUGCGUAAUACCCAUAGAAAGGCUCGUUUAUAACAUUGUCAAAAGUUUUUCGAGCCAAGAAAGAAAGGAUAAUUCUCGAGAAAUAAAAAAAAAAUAUGCCGGACCGCCGAGUUUACACUGCUUCCCAAUAGAUGGCGCCAGUGUAAUUUCUGGCUUAACAAGUUUUAAGGAACCCAGGUUCAAGAGGUCGCAAGAGUGUGAGCGGGCCUUGACUCUUAAAGUAAAAAAAAAAAAAAAAAAAAAGAAAGUUCCAAGUGUUGGAAGAAUGUGGAGGUGAUGCAAAUGUUGAGAAACUUGCUGUUGCAUGUCGAGAGUUCAUGGAGCUAUUGGUAUGAAGUCUACAAGGCGGUCAUAUGAUACAAACAGGCUGCAUCCCUGUGAACCAACGUGGUAAACAUUGGUAAUGUCGUAGAAAUAUUCCCUAUUUUAAGUUGUGGAAAGGCAGUUAAAUGCAAGGCCUGGUGCAGCACGAAAUGGGAGAUCAAAGUGAGUGACUUGCGUGGUAAAGAAUAAAUGUUGGCAAAGCACUAA
This is a messenger RNA of Ixodes scapularis (black-legged tick), 3410 nucleotides long. Its product is annotated as TGF-beta-activated kinase 1 and MAP3K7-binding protein 1. Lineage: Eukaryota; Metazoa; Arthropoda; Arachnida; Ixodida; Ixodidae. Gene Ontology annotation, biological process: protein dephosphorylation. Gene Ontology annotation, molecular function: protein serine/threonine phosphatase activity. Bases 158 to 1513 code for a protein of 451 amino acids. The transcript has 8 exons. The record is from RefSeq and is a predicted model, not a curated record.